AAAAACACAUCUGUUCGCUCCAGGUUUCGUUUCUUUAUUAGUCCUGCCCCUCAAAAACAGCAAACUGACACUGACAUUCACUGUUUCAGAGCUGUAAGACAAGCAAACACCCCAAACUGGAAAACAUGUCGAACCAAGGACCAAGAAGGCCAUGCGAUGUUCAAAGUAACAGAUGGAGGUCCUAUAGAAACUCACAAGAGCCAAUAAAGAGUGAGACAUCUGCAGAAGACCUGACGCAAAACCAACUGCGUCUCGUCCUGGUGGGCAAAACAGGUGCAGGAAAGAGCGCAACAGGAAACACAAUCCUGGGAGAAGAGCGUUUUCUUUCUGAUAUGAGCAUGGGAUCAGUCACCAAAGAGUGCAAGCGAGAAUCUGGAACGGUGGCAAGACGAAACCUUCUGCUCGUAGACACACCUGGUCUGUUUGACACAGAUCUCACGGAUGAGCAACUACAACAUGAGCUAAUACAUUGUCUAGCUUUGUCUUCACCUGGUCCUCACGUGUUUCUGCUGAUCAUACCAAUCGAGCGUUAUACGGAGGAACAGCAGCGGACCGUGGACAUGAUUCGAGAGAUGUUUCACGAGGACAUCACCCAUCGCACCAUCAUUGUGUUCUCCCAUGCAGACAAACUUCAGGAGCCCAUCGAGAAGUUCAUUUCAAGACAAAACCAAAAGGUUCAAGACCUCGUGGAAAUGUUUGGGAGGCGUUACAUGGCUUUUAACAACACAGAUCCAUUAAACCGAUGUCAGGUUGUUCAACUGCUGGAGAUGGUGGAUAAGUUGCUGGUUCAGAAUGACAACACACACUUUACCAAUCAGAUGACGGAGGUAAUGCUGAAGGCCAAGGCAAUAAUAGACGAGAGAAUAACGAUUAAUAUUAGGGCGGACGUACAGAAAAUGGCUGAUGAUCGCUGGACUGCGUUCACUGCAGACAUGAAAGAAGAUAGACAAGAUUCAGAGAGAAAAAAGAAGCGUGUCCAAGACAGGAUUGAUCAGAUCAAGUCUGAUAUAAAAAAAGAGGAACAGAAUGAGAAACCCAUCCCAGAACGACUGAGACGGUGGCGAGAAUCUCUAGAGAAGGAUCAGAUGAUCUUCAUAAAACUCGAGGAGGAAGAGAGGGAGAGAGUGGAGCGAGAGCGGACUGAAAGGAUGAGUCUGGAUGAAUGGAUUCAUGUGGAGCAGAUGAGGAGAGAAAGUGAGAAGACUAAAGAUGAUUCAUAUUACACUAAAAUGCUGACGAUGCUCACCAGCUUUCUGUUGGGUGUCAGAUCAUUUGCAUCUUUCCUCUUGAGUUUUCUGUUCCCUGCUGCUUCAGUUGUACCAGAAGCCAGCAUGGCAGAAGAGACUUUAACCCAAAUGCUUGCUUUGACUGGAGAAGGCAGACCAUUUAUUUUGCCAACUGCUAUUAAGGUUGCAUCGUUGUGCACCAUACAAUAAUCAACUUUUAAUUUUAAAGAUGAAUAUAUUUAUGUUACUUAUUUAUAUAAGCAGUGUAAAAGGGUGUGGUUUUAAAGUAAAUUAAGAUAAAGUGUUGAAUUUGCAAUUGGUAAUCUUUAGGUGAUGUUUUAUUUGUGGGUUUUAAAUGGGAAACUGUUGCUCUUUUACUGAAUUCUACACAUUUGAAGUGGAAAUGUUUUAGUACUUUCCCCUUUAUUUAUUUUAUUUACAGUGAAUGGUAAUAUUGCACUUCAACCUUUGUGGCACAUUUUUAAUUUCAUGAUCUCCAGCUUAAAUGAAAUAAAAACUUUGCUGCUAUGCAGUCUCUCGUUCUUUUGAUGUUUAUUUACACAUUGUUAUUAAAACUUAUUAAAUGUACAUCACAUGGGAUGAUUGUCUGAUGAAUUGUCAUAAAAAAACAUACAAACAGAACCUGAUCAUGAUAAGAGAGAACAGAGCAUAGUGUACUGCGUGAGAUCAUUGGUUAAUGUGUAACAAAAAGGAAGCACACUGCAGACCGAUCGGCGAAUGAAAUGAAAGUACCGCGAGAGUGAUUCGAGAGCAUAAAGAAAAGUGUGAUCUCGCGUUACUGUGAUGUAAUAGACCGAUCAGCCUGCGCAGCGCUGAGUCAAACACAUCUGUUUUCUCUUAAAAACACAUCUGUUCGCUCCAGGUUUCGUUUCUGUAUUAGUCCUGCCCCUCAAAUACAGCACACCGACUAAAAUUCAGAGCUACUUAAAGAAGCAUCCCAAACUGGAAAACAUGUCGAACCAAGGAGAAACAUCUAAGAAUCAGGAACAUCUAAAGCUCUCUUCAUCUAAUCUCAUUGACGUCUAAGAGAAACUGUUAAAGACCAAGAAGGCCAUACAAUGUUCAAAGUAACAGAUGGAGGUCCUACACAAACUCACAAGAGCCAAUAAAGAGUGAGACAUCUGCAGAAGACCUGACGCAAAACCAACUGCGUCUCGUCCUGGUGGGCAAAACAGGUGCAGGAAAGAGCGCAACAGGAAACACAAUCCUGGGAGAAGAGCGUUUUCUUUCUGAUAUGAGCAUGGGAUCAG
Molecule: messenger RNA, 2497 nt
Organism: Misgurnus anguillicaudatus (oriental weatherfish)
Lineage: Eukaryota; Metazoa; Chordata; Actinopteri; Cypriniformes; Cobitidae
Source: RefSeq, a predicted model, not a curated record